AUGAGUGAGACCCCAUCGGAGCCUGCGACGUCGCCUGCUCUCGAUGCUGCCACAACUGCGAAGGAAAGUCGCGCCGGCUUGUCACCGUUGAUGACGUCUACGCCAUCCGUGCAGAGCUACCUGCCGCCUCCCAUGCCGCGGCAUGUUUCCAAGGACAGGCUUUCACAAUACUCCGCUACCUCCGCGCCAUCGAGGUCACGACCGCAGUCGCAUCUGGUCCCAGCCUAUCCGUCAAGCCUUCCGUAUGCUCAGGUGCGCGACUUUGCGUAUCCGACGUCGCACCUUCUGCACUAUGGCCCUCCGCUGGAACCGUCGGGUCCUCCUUCUGGUAGGUCCACUCCUGCGGACGAGACCAGCGGACUGCCCGAAUCCCCGGCGUCGUGGGAUUCCUGGAAGGUAGACGGAUUCAACCGUGGCCACGAUAUCGAGCCCAUCGAGUUCGGGGAUGGGCCUCCGUAUAGCGAGGAUGAGGACCUGCAGAGCCCCGUAGUUGCGACGCGCCACCGGAGGCACAAGUCAUCUUCGGCUUCCAACACUGUCGGCAGACCUCUGAGCGGGCGCAGUGACGAUGCGCAGGGGUCGAGUUUCAUGCGACGGUCCAACUACGACGACGAGAGAGGGUACUACGUCGGAACGUCUGGGGAUGGCGCCGAGCGAUACUACGUCAACCAAGGCGAGGAAGCAAACGGCCCAGGCGGGGAGGUCGUCACGUAUCCGCCAGAUCAGGCGCGGCGUCGACGGUCGUACCCGUACCCAGAACCGGUCAACAGCGGCGAGGGGUACGGAUUGCCGGAUUCCGGCUCUCCCUCAUCGACCGAGUUCGAAAACGCGGACGAGUCUCGCUACUCGAGAGAUUAUCAAUUCACCAUCACGUCGCCAGAUGAGGAGUUUCACGGAAAGGCAGUCGCCCUGUUCGACUUUGAAAGGGAAAACGAGAAUGAGCUGCCAUUGGUGGAAGGGCAAAUCAUAUGGGUCUCAUAUCGCCACGGCCAGGGAUGGCUUGUCGCGGAGGAUCCCAAGACGCAGGAGAACGGGCUGGUCCCGGAGGAAUACGUCCGGCUGCUGCGGGACAUUGAAGGGGGCAUGAACAGCCUCAUCAGCCAGCCAGCGGAGGGCCCCAUGUCUCCAAACGAAGCUGGAACGCCGACGCAGGCGGAGCAUGGUGUCCAGGAGGGCCACCGGCACACCUCGAGCAAUCCGACCAAUGGAUAUCAUCAGCCGGUCGUGUCCGUCUUCUCCACCUCCAGCAAGGACCUUAAUCCGUACCCUACCGAGCAGCUCGGAAUUCAGGCGGGCCAAACGCCGCCUCAAGUAAUUCACUACCACGGUCAGAGGGGGGGCAGCCAGACCAGCACGCCCACGAUGGCGCAGUACACCGACCCGGAAAUCACGAGGAGCGACAGCCAGGAUCUGGGCAGGAGAGGGGAUCCAGAAUCCCCAGUGAAAUCCCCUAUCAAGUCCCCGGUCAAGCAUGUGUCAAGUCCAAAGGCGACAGGACCCAAACGCGAUGUUGAAGCAGGCAAGGGCGUUGGCAGGUGA
Drechmeria coniospora is the source of this 1539-nucleotide messenger RNA. RefSeq lists its product as uncharacterized. Lineage: Eukaryota; Fungi; Ascomycota; Sordariomycetes; Hypocreales; Ophiocordycipitaceae. The record is from RefSeq and is a predicted model, not a curated record. The transcript has a single exon. The coding region runs from base 1 to 1539 and encodes 512 amino acids. Gene Ontology annotation, molecular function: protein binding.